AUGGGUGGCCGCGCGGGGCGGUGCUGGAGGAAGCGCGGCCGCUCUCCGCGCGGCGGGGCCGCGCUGCUGGCGCUGGCGCUGCUGGCCGCCCUGGGCUUCCUGGCGUGGCGGCGCGGGCCGGCGCCGCGGGCAGCCGCCCCGUCGCUGCCGCCGCUGGACGCGGCGCGGCUGCGGAGCCCCGUGUACGAGAAGCCCGCGCUGGAGGCGGGCGCGCUCGGCGAGCUGGGCCGCGCCGUGCGGCUGGAGCUGAGCGCGGCGGAGCGGCGGCGCCAGGAGGAGAGCAUCCGCCGGCACCAGAUCAACAUCUUCCUGAGCGACCGCAUCUCGCUGCACCGCCGCCUGCCCGAGCGCUGGCACCCGCUGUGCAGAGAGAAGAAGUACGAUUACUACAAGUUGCCCAAAACCUCUGUUGUGAUAGCUUUUUAUAAUGAGGCUUGGUCAACACUGCUACGAACUGUCCAUAGUGUUCUUGAGACAUCUCCAGAUAUACUUUUGGAAGAGGUUAUCCUUGUGGAUGAUUACAGUGACAAAGAGCAUUUAAAGGAGACUUUGGAGAACUAUGUGGCUAACUUGCGGAAGGUGCGCCUUAUCCGGGCGAAUAAAAGAGAAGGGCUGGUGAGAGCACGGCUGCUGGGGGCUUCGAUAGCAAAAGGGGACAUCCUGACUUUCCUCGAUUGCCACUGUGAAUGCCACGAAGGCUGGCUUGAACCACUGCUGGAAAGAAUUGGGGAGGAGGAGACAGCUGUCGUGUGUCCUGUUAUUGAUGUUAUCGACUGGAAUACGUUUGAGUACUUGGGAAACGCUGGGGAACCACAGAUUGGUGGAUUUGACUGGAGACUCGUCUUCACUUGGCACGUAACCCCUGAAAGAGAGCAGAAACGAAGGAAGUCUAAGACUGAUGUGAUCAGAUCUCCAACCAUGGCAGGUGGAUUAUUUGCUGUUAGCAAGAAAUAUUUUGAUUAUCUUGGUUCAUAUGACACAGGAAUGGAAGUCUGGGGGGGAGAAAACCUGGAAUUCUCAUUUAGGAUAUGGCAGUGUGGAGGAAGUCUUGAGAUCCACCCUUGCUCUCAUGUAGGUCAUGUUUUCCCCAAACAAGCUCCUUACUCACGGUCCAAGGCUUUGGCAAACAGUGUACGUGCAGCUGAAGUGUGGAUGGAUGAAUACAAAGAACUUUAUUACCAUCGAAAUCCAAAUGCCCGCCUGGAACCAUAUGGAGAUGUGACAGAAAGGAGACUCCUUCGAGAGAAGCUUAAGUGUAAGGACUUCAAAUGGUUCUUGGAGAAUGUUUAUCCUGAGCUUCAUGUACCUGAGGACAGGCCUGGAUUUUUUGGGAUGCUGAAGAACAGAGGAAUGGAGAACUUCUGUUUUGAUUAUAACCCUCCAAAUGAACAUGAAGUAACUGGACACAGGGUUAUAUUGUACCCAUGUCAUGGCAUGGGGCAAAAUCAGUUUUUUGAAUAUACAUCCCGUAAUGAAAUACGUUACAACACCAGGCAGCCAGAAGCCUGUGCAGCAGUUAAUCCAGGAACUGACUAUUUGAUUAUGUACUUGUGUGAAGAAAAUGUUCACAGUAUCCCUGAAAAUCAGAAGUUUAUUUUCAGAGAGGAUGGCACCCUACUUCAUGUACAAACCCAGAAGUGUUUACAGGCAGAGUCAAACUCUUACAAUGGUAAUCCAGCACCACUAUUACGACCAUGUACUGAUUCAAACUACCAAAAAUGGUUCUUCAAAGAACGAAUUUGAUCCAGACACCAUCAUCCUUUAGUACAUAGCCAAAUAUGAAAAUAUUAUCUUUCUAGUCAGCAGCUCUUCAGCCUUCUGUAAAUUACAUAGUUGAUAUAUUUUUGUAUAAAAAGAACUAUAAUUGGUUUACAAACAUUGAACUGUGUUUCCUGGAGCAUUAAAAGACACUAAGCACUCUUUUUUUCUGGCAGCUACA
Nothoprocta perdicaria is the source of this 1939-nucleotide messenger RNA. RefSeq names its product polypeptide N-acetylgalactosaminyltransferase 12 (gene GALNT12). Gene Ontology annotation, cellular component: Golgi apparatus. NCBI's taxonomy places the organism in Eukaryota, Metazoa, Chordata, Aves, Tinamiformes, Tinamidae. The transcript has 10 exons. The record is from RefSeq and is a predicted model, not a curated record. The coding region runs from base 1 to 1743 and encodes 580 amino acids.